AUGAAGCUCUCGAACCUCGCCUUCUUGAUUCUCGCCGCCGGCGGCGCCUUGACCGCCCUUGCCGCGUCGGCAGAGCAGGUCGCCCCCGUGGGCCUGCGCGCGCGUUCACCCGAGUUUUUCCAGACUAUCCACGACAUGAUCAAUUCGAUUGCUGAGGAGGACGGGUUCAGCAUCGAGAAGCGUGGCACUACCACUCUUACCUCAAGCAAGGAUGGCGUCAACGCCAGGGGAUUCUACUACUCAGUCUACAGCCCCAACGUCGCCACUGUUAAGUACACCAGCGACGAUAACAGCGGCGCGCGGGGACUCGACUGGACUUGCAAGGCCGAGUUCCUGGCCGGCAAGGGUUACAGGUCAACCACCCCUCGACUAAUCAUUAUGUACCACAAUUCUCUCACGUACUCCGGCUCCUUCAAGGCCACCGACGACUGGACCCUUGCCGCUUACGGCUGGACGACCAACCCCGUGACCGAAUGGUACAUCGUCGACGCCCACGGCUCCGGAACUCCUGGCAACGACAAGCCGGUCGGCACGGUCACUAGCGACAGCGGCACAUACGAUGUUUACGACUUGUACUACUCCAAAGUCCCUGAGAUCUACGGCGCUACCUCGUUCUACCAGUACUGGUCUGUCCGCCGCGCUCAGCGCACCACCGGCGGUAUGAUCAAUGUCGCGAAGCACUUCAGCGGCUGGAAGUCUCUUGGCCUCAAGCCUGGAGCUCCUGUGUUCCAGAUGCUCACCCUUGAGGGCUUUUCUGGCAGCGGUUCGCUUUCUUUCAAGACUAGCUAA
This is a messenger RNA of Colletotrichum aenigma, 789 nucleotides long. It is a transcript of the gene xlnA-1, whose product is annotated as putative endo-1,4-beta-xylanase A. Gene Ontology annotation, biological process: xylan catabolic process. Lineage: Eukaryota; Fungi; Ascomycota; Sordariomycetes; Glomerellales; Glomerellaceae. The transcript has 2 exons. Bases 1 to 789 code for a protein of 262 amino acids. The record is from RefSeq and is a predicted model, not a curated record. Gene Ontology annotation, molecular function: hydrolase activity, hydrolyzing O-glycosyl compounds.